AGACCUGCCCGAGGCACCAGAAGCAACCAGCCAGCCAACAUGGGCACCCCCUCCGCAUUUGCUGCUUUUCUCUUGGCAAUGCUGUGGGCACAGGACAUCAGCUGCUCUGCGGAGGCGCUUCCUGCUGCCCCAGUCCUUCACCUCUGGCGGCAGCAGCAGCAGCAGAAGUCUGGGACGGGAAGGGUGAAGCGGGCAUGGGUGAUCCCUCCCAUCAGCGUGUCCGAGAACCACAAGCGGAUCCCUCAUCUUCUGGUGCAGAUUAAAUCUGACAAACAGCAGCCCGGGGGGGUCAUCUACAGCAUCAGGGGGCCGGGCGUGGACGAGGAGCCCCGCGGCGUCUUCUCCGUCGAUAAGCUCACCGGGAAAGUCUACCUCAACACUAUGCUGGACCGGGAAAAGAACGACCACUUUCGGCUCAAGGCCUUUGCGCUGGACCUGGGCGGAGGGACCCUGGAAGAUCCCACCGAUUUGGAGAUUGUGGUCAUGGACCAGAAUGACAACCGGCCGCUCUUCCAGCAAGACACGUUCUCUGCACAUGUGGUGGAAGGCGUUGCCCCAGGGACCUUCGUGAUGAAGGCUGAAGCGACGGACGCAGAUGACCCAGAGACUGACAACGCAGCGCUGAGAUACUCCAUCCUGGAGCCUGCCCUGAGUGGCGUCUUUGAAAUGGAUGAGCUCUCGGGGGAGAUCCACACGGCUCAAGUCCAGCUUGACCGAGAGCUUGUUGGAGUCUACAACCUGACCCUCCAAGCGGCCGACAUGUCUGGAGAGGGGCUCACCACCACGGCCAGCGCAGUGAUCUACGUGGACGAUAUCAAUGACAACCCGCCAGAGUUCUCUGCAAAGGAGUUCCUGCUGACGGCCCCGGAGAACAGAGAGGGCGUGGCCAUUGGGCAGCUGAUGGUGCAGGACAAGGAUCUCCCCGGCUCCCCCCACUGGCUGGCCAAGUUCACCGUCCUGGAAGGAGACCCCGAGGGGGCUUUUGCCAUCCAGACGGACCCCCUCACCAACGACGGCAUCGUCUCCCUCGUGAAGGCCCUGGACUACGAACAACAGGAUCAUUUCGAGCUGCUGGUCUCCGUCCAGAACCAAAGUCCACUGGAGCUCUCAUCCCCCAAGGCUGCCCGGGCUCUGGCUACUGUGCGGGUGCAGGUGCUGGAUGCCAACGAAGCCCCCUUCUUCCGGGAGAAUCCCUGGAGGGGGAGAGUGGAUGAAGGGGCACCCCCUGGCACUGAGAUCACCGUCUUCCGCGCAAGCGAUCCGGACGCCCACCAAGUGCAAGAGCUCAGGUACUCUCAGACCUUCAGCCUGGAGAGCUGGCUGCAAGUCGACCCGGGGUCUGGCCUGGUGCACACACGCCACACGGUGCCUCCACGGGCCACGUUCCCAGACGGGUGGUUCAGCAUCCAGAUCCUGGCUUGUGACAAUGGAAGCCCCCCCCUCACGGCCACAGGGACCCUCUCCAUUGAAGUGGUGGAAGUGAACGACCACGCUCCGCUCCUGCUCCCAGGGUCCGGAGAGCUGUGCCAGCAGGGGGGCAGCCUGGUGCUGAGCGCCACCGACCAGGACCUGGCUCCUCAUGCUGAGCCCUUCCGCUUCCGUUUUGGCACCAGCGGUACCCCUCUGGCCCACAACUGGAGCCUCACCCACUCCAACGCCACCCACGCUCUGCUGCAGCCCCAGGGAGAAGUGGCCGAAGGGCUCCACGUCUUGCCCCUCCUCGUCCGGGACUCGGGGCAGCCCCCACGGGAGCAAGAGCAGCUGCUGAACGUCUCCGUCUGCGCCUGCAACGAUGCGGGCUCCUGCCAGGCCCGUGCUGCUGCGGUGGUGGGCACCGUGGCCGGCCUCAGCUUCGGGGCCCUGAUGAUCAUCUUGGGCAGUGCUGCCCUACUCCUGUUGCUGGCGUUGCUGGUGGCCGGCUUGGAGCACUCCCGCCGCUGGGCCUUCCGCAAGAGCCUGCUGGGGGGCUCCUCCCAGGACGACUUCCGGGACAACGUCCUCAACUACAACGAGCAGGGAGGAGGUGAAGAGGACCAGGACGCCUAUGACAUCAGCCAGUUGCGCAACCCAGAUCUGCUCUUCUCCGCUCCCUCCCCCUGGGCCAAGCCUCCCCUCCGGAAGGACCACCCUUACAGCUACAGCCUGCCUCCCUGUCCUCGCCGGGCGCCUGCUGGCCCUUCGGACAUAGAGGACUUCAUCAAUGAGGGUCUGGAAGCCGCAGAUGCAGACCCCGGAGUGCCUCCCUAUGACACGGCCCUCAUCUACGACUACGAGGGGGACAGCUCGGCCGGCGGGUCCCUCAGCUCCAUCCUCUCCAGCUCAGAGGACGACGAUCAGGAUUACGACUACCUCAAGGAGUGGGGGCCACGCUUCCGGCGCCUGGCGGAGCUUUACGGCCAAUGAGCAGCAGCCACGGGGGUGGGAGGGGGGAA
Heteronotia binoei (common prickly gecko) is the source of this 2432-nucleotide messenger RNA. It is a transcript of the gene CDH15, whose product is annotated as cadherin 15. Gene Ontology annotation, biological process: cell-cell junction assembly; cell morphogenesis; multicellular organism development. NCBI's taxonomy places the organism in Eukaryota, Metazoa, Chordata, Lepidosauria, Squamata, Gekkonidae. The record is from RefSeq and is a predicted model, not a curated record. Gene Ontology annotation, molecular function: calcium ion binding; cadherin binding. The coding region runs from base 40 to 2403 and encodes 787 amino acids. The transcript has 14 exons. Gene Ontology annotation, cellular component: adherens junction; plasma membrane; catenin complex.